Molecule: messenger RNA, 1416 nt
Organism: Penicillium brevicompactum
Lineage: Eukaryota; Fungi; Ascomycota; Eurotiomycetes; Eurotiales; Aspergillaceae
Product: actin family protein
Exons: 3
Coding region: 1-1416 (471 amino acids)
Biological process (GO): regulation of transcription by RNA polymerase II
Cellular component (GO): SWI/SNF complex; NuA4 histone acetyltransferase complex
Molecular function (GO): chromatin binding
Source: RefSeq, a predicted model, not a curated record
AUGAACCCUUCCAACCCACCUCAAGCUGCCGAGUAUGGUGGAGAUGAGGUCUCCGCUAUCGUCCUAGACCCCGGUUACUCAACCACUCGCGCUGGCUUUGCUGGUGAAGACGCUCCCAAGUCACUGAUCCCCACAUACUAUGGAAAAUACAAUGCCGACGGGCAGGAGAAGAUUGUGUACGGCGACGAUGUCUUUGUUACCCCGCGACCAGGUCUGUCCGUUCACAACCCGCUCAACAAGGACGGUAUCGUGGAGGAUUGGGAUAUGGCAGAGAGAGUAUGGGAACAUUCAUUCAUGUCCCGGCUCACCGGCACGAAAGCGGGCAAUCCUUUCCAGAACGGCUUGAACGAUGUCGCGAGCGACGAGCUCCCCGCAGAGAUGGAGGUUGAGUCAGAUGAGAAGCCUCUGUCCGAUAGCCCAUUGUUGAUGACAGAGCCUGGAUGGAACCCGGCAAAGGCGCGUGAAAAGACCAUUGAGAUCGCGAUGGAGAAGUGGGAUACUCCGGCUUUCUAUCUUGCGCGCACUGGUGUUCUUGCCUCAUUUGCUUCUGGCAAGGCCUCCGCUCUUGUCAUUGAUAUCGGCGCUUCCAACAUCUCCGUUACCCCGGUCCACGAUGGAAUGAUCCUGAAGCGAGGCGUGCAACACUCCCCACUCGGCGGUGAUUACAUCUCUUCGCAGAUCAGCGCUUUGUUCAAAGCCAACUCCCCCCAACCGAUCACAAUCACACCUCACUACCUCAUCAGCUCGAAGACUGCCGUUGAAGCCGGCCAACCGCCCCAAGCGAAAUACAAGACCUUCCCAGCCGACAAGGCCCCCGACGCCUCAUACCGCGCCCUCUUGGAGGAGCGCACGUUGACCGAAUUCAAGGAAUGUGUCGUGCAGGUGUGGCCCGGACCUACCAGACUCUCUGCCCCCGGUCCCAAUGGCGUCCCCAACGAAGACAUGGCCCGCACCUACCCCGGUCGCCCCUUCGAGUUCCCCGAUGGAUACAACCAAGUCUUUGGCGUUGACCGUUUCCGCGUCGUCGAAUCUCUCUUCGAUGCUAAGGCCGCCAUCGCAGACCCCGAGUCCUCCUUCCCUCCUCCCACACCCGCCCAGACCAUCCCCGAGCUCGUCAAGGCGUCUUUGGCUGGCGUUGACGUCGACAUCCGCCCCCACCUGCUGGCCAACGUGGUUGUGACUGGUGGAUCCAGUCUGCUUUACAGUUUCACCGAACGUCUGAACCACGAACUGAUGCAGAUGUUCCCGGGCCCCAGGGUUCGUGUCACUGCCGCUGGUAACACUUCCGAGCGACGCUUCGGUUCCUGGAUUGGAGGAAGUAUCCUGGCUAGUCUGGGUACCUUCCACCAGAUGUGGAUCUCUAAGAAGGAGUAUGAUGAGCAUGGGCCGAACAUUGUUGAGAAGCGCUGCAAAUAA